Messenger RNA from Vanessa atalanta (red admiral), 1021 nucleotides. RefSeq names its product zinc finger protein 771-like. NCBI's taxonomy places the organism in Eukaryota, Metazoa, Arthropoda, Insecta, Lepidoptera, Nymphalidae. The record is from RefSeq and is a predicted model, not a curated record. The annotation marks the transcript as partial. The transcript has a single exon. Gene Ontology annotation, molecular function: DNA-binding transcription factor activity, RNA polymerase II-specific; RNA polymerase II cis-regulatory region sequence-specific DNA binding. Gene Ontology annotation, biological process: regulation of DNA-templated transcription.
UGCGGCCGCGCCUUCGCCGACGCCGCCAACCUGGCGCGCCACCUGCGCGCGCUGCACCGCCGCCUGCGCCCGCACGCCUGCCCGCUCUGCCCGCGCCGCUUCUCGCGCGCCGGCCACCUGCGCGACCACGUGGACGCGCACUCGGGCCGGCGCGACCACGUGUGCGACGUGUGCGGCAAGGCGUCGGCCUCGCGCGCCGCGCUGCGCAUGCACCGGCGCACGCACGACGCGCGGCCGCGCCACGCCUGCGCGCUGUGCGGCGCCGCCUUCAAGCGCCGCGGCCAGCUGCAGGCGCACGUGUCCGUGCACACGGGCCAGCGCGACCACGUGUGCGCGUGCGGGAAGGCCUUCCGCCUGCGCAGCCAGCUCGCCGCGCAUGCGCGCCGCCACCUCGCCGCCACCUCGCCGCCACCUGCCGCCGCCAGCUGACCUCCUCGUCCUGGCGAGCCCCGCUCGUUUCGGACUACGCUAAGUGCGAGAGGUCCGAGCGCGGAAAUUAUUUUGACUCGCGCAUUCGUCGGUACUCUAUAGAGAAGAGCAAAGAGAUGGACGCGGCGAUGCAAAUAAUCUUAACAAAAAAAAUAGCACGUCAUGUUACGUGAUCACAUAUGAAUAUAUUUGGAGCACUGCCAUCACGUUUCACAGUAAUACACAUUCAACUCAUAAUAUCUAACCGGCCGCCCCGGGUCGACUGGCCGGCGAACGAAUGCUGACCAACCAGUCUUCCCCGCUAAACCUGCUGCACAGACGCGGACGCUCCUGCGCCUGCGCAUGCACCGCCCUGCAGGAUCGGACGUCCACACGCAUCGCCACAUUACGUUGUGUAAAGAAUAGAUUUUUUUAAUCGCGUGUGUGUUCAGCGGCAGCUCUACACUACACGACCGAUAUCGCUGUGAUUAUUGCCGGUAGAACACUGCAUGCCGCGUGCCGUGUCGAAUAUGGAUUUAAUUGUGAAUAAGUUAAUAAUAACUAGUCUUGCGUUUAUUUUUAUUGAAACGAGAAAUAUAAAAUGUAUAUUUGA